UUACUCACCACCAUGAACAGGUGAUCGACGACUAAAUGACUCGUUGCGCGCUCUCAAAUCGUUAUAACUGAGUGGUCGACAAGCGAAGCCCUCCCUCGCAACCCAAAUAAUGAUCACCUUAUACGACGCUGGACCAACCCUCUUCCCCGACACAUCCUUGGGAGUCUCGCCAUACACGCGUAGAGUAAUAUUGACACUCAACUACAAGAAGCUCCCGUACAAAAUCGUCGAGAUAACCCUCGACAAGAUCGAAUCCACCGCUAAAUCCAUCGGAGCGCCGCCAACCCGCACCGACCCAAAGGACGGAACACCAAAGUACACCGUGCCUAUCAUUCAAAACUCUGAAACUGGACAGGUUGUAUCCGAAUCUUUAAGAAUCAUCGAAUACCUCGACGAAACCUACCCUGACACUCCCAGAGUAAUGCCCCCCGGGACAUGGAUCCUUCAAUAUAUGUUCGCAGAAACGAUGUUUAAACCCAUGCUUCCCCUGUCCCCCGUGAUGCGCCCCAAGUUAAACGAAAAGUUCUGGACUCCCGAGUUUAUAGCCGGACAGAGGAGAGUUUUCGGAGACGAGUUUAUGGAUUCGACCUUAUUAUCCCCAGAGGAGGAAAGUGCCGCAUGGAAGACGGCCCGAGCGAGCUAUGAUUCGCUAGGCGAAGCCUAUGGAAAGCAGACAAGCCCUUAUAUUAUGGGCGGGGACGGCCCGAGUGUUGCCGAUUUCAUCGUCGUGGGGUUCCUUUGGUUUAUAAAUAUGACAUAUGGAGAAGAAAGUGAGGAAUGGAAGGAGGUCUGUAGCUGGUCAGGGGGUCGGAUGGGGGUGCUGUGCUCGGAGGUGGUUUCGAGAUGUGGGAGAAAACUGCUGUAAUGCCGAACUUCAGCUGUACAGCCUGAGACGGAGAUGACUUUCGGGAAAUAACAUGUCCUCGGAUUCUGUCGGGC
Marasmius oreades (fairy-ring Marasmius) is the source of this 939-nucleotide messenger RNA. RefSeq lists its product as uncharacterized. The coding region runs from base 110 to 865 and encodes 251 amino acids. NCBI's taxonomy places the organism in Eukaryota, Fungi, Basidiomycota, Agaricomycetes, Agaricales, Marasmiaceae. Gene Ontology annotation, cellular component: cytoplasm. The transcript has 2 exons. The record is from RefSeq and is a predicted model, not a curated record.